Dreissena polymorpha is the source of this 1526-nucleotide messenger RNA. RefSeq names its product C-type mannose receptor 2-like. Bases 63 to 1526 code for a protein of 487 amino acids. The transcript has 11 exons. The record is from RefSeq and is a predicted model, not a curated record. NCBI's taxonomy places the organism in Eukaryota, Metazoa, Mollusca, Bivalvia, Myida, Dreissenidae.
UGGACAUGGUGAAUAUUGUUGUCUUACUUCAACAGCCAUUAAUAUGAUUAUUGGAUUUUAGGAUGUGGGUUUUGUGUUUCAUCUCGAUUGUAGUCGCCAGCCGAUACGUUUUAGUUGUUUCAGGCGACUAUAUUUGUAUCUGUAGCAAUGGACAAAGAAAUGACAUUUGUGAUUCGAUGUCAGCAAACACAACUAUAGUUGGUCAUCUAGAGAACAAUAGCUGCGCUAUUCAGGCAAACUACGUUUUGGACAAAAGAACCAAAGCUUGGUAUGCCAUCAUAUUCCACGAUCAAGUACGUUUUGUGCAUAAAGGCUCCUUCACAGAAUUGCGACGUUGUAUUGGGAAUCAGUUAGGACACAGUGGUACACCACCAACAAUGACCGAUGCGGCUACCGCAUCUUCACCAUCAAUGUCUACAACUGUAACUACGGUUACCACAUCUGCCCCAACAAUGUAUACAACUGCAAUGGCGAUUACCCUAUCUGCACCAACACUGUCUUCAACGUCAACUGCUGUAACCAAAUCUGCGCAAACAAUGUCUACAACAGCAGCUUCCACUCAUAGUGUUCACUACGGCUGCGCAUCCGCUGUUUUCUCGCAUGCUGCUUCGCACCAUGGAAAAUUGUUCAACAUUCGUCAGACAUGCUACGAGCUUGUAACGGUUAAUAAGUCUUGGUCCAGCGCUGAAAGUGACUGCAAAAGUCGUGGCGGACAUUUAGUCCACAUUGCGAACGACGAACAACAGAAUACAAUCUACCAGGUCGUCAGACAAUAUCAUGAUGAAAAUGUCUGGAUUGGGCUUAACGAUAAGAUAAGAGAAGGACACUUUGUUUGGUCUUCAGGAGAUCCUGUAAACUAUACGCACUGGUACCCUGGUCGGAUUGCGUCAACACAUCAAAGCGAUGAAGAUUGUGUAGCCAUUUGGAUAGCCCAUGGUGGACAAUGGGAGGAUGUGCUUUGUAGUGGAUCCCACGCCAUAAACCUCGGAUACGUUUGUGAAUUCGAUUCUGUCGAUGGUGCAGCAACAACUAUAAAUCCAGAUGCUUUGAUAAACACGGAUGGUAACACACAGUCAUGUCCUCACAGAACUACCGCAAUUGUUGCACAAUUUGGUAAAAGUUGUUACGCUUUGUACCGCAACCUCGAGGUUUGGAGUAAAGCUGAGCAGACCUGUAAACAGAGUGGAGGUCAUCUUGUGCACAUCAACGACGACCCAGAGCAGCAAUUCAUAGAGGGUUUCAUGAGGAGACACAAUCAAAUGACACCAGCAUGGAUUGGACUCAGUGACACAUCUGUUGAGGGACGGUUUGUGUGGACGGACGGUGUGUCGGCCUCCUACACGAACUGGUUGCCAGGACACGUGACACACGGAAAUACCGAGGACUGUGUGGCGCUGUUGCCUAACAGCAAUGGAACCUGGGACGAUUUCAGAUGUGAACGAAUUAGUUUGUUUAGCACACUUGGCGAUCACCACCAUCCCUUGUGCGAAUAUGCACAUACCAUUGCGUCGGUGCUGGUUGGCUGA